UUAGCCCCGAGCUCCUCAGCAUCCUCAAAGAGAAACCUGGGAGGCUGGGAUAUGGUGAGCGCCCUGAAGCCAGCCCCCUCUGACAGCUUCCUCUCGGCCAAGCCCUGCCUCUGUGCCGCCCAGAGUGGGCAGCUGCAGGCUGCGGCCGCAGCCCAGAGCCCGAGAUGGAGCCCCAGCUGGGGCCCGAGGUAGCUGCCCUCCGCCCAGGCUGGCCGGCCGUGCUGCUGCUGUCGGUCUCAGCCCUGAGCUGCUCUUUCUCCUCGCUGGCUUCACCGCCUCCUUCUCUGGUGCCCCAAGUCCGAACCAGCUACAAUUUUGGAAGGACUUUCCUCGGUCUUGAUAAAUGCAAUGCCUGCAUCGGGACAUCUAUUUGCAAGAAAUUCUUUAAAGAAGAAAUAAGGUUUGACAACUGGCUGGCUUCCCACCUCGAACCUCCUCCCGAGUACCUGCCUUCUUAUCCUGCAAAUUAUUCAGAUGAUUCCAAAUCCUGGCGCCCUGUGGAGAUCUUUAGGCUGGUCAGCAAAUACCAAGAUGAGAUCUCGGACAGGAGAAUCUGUGCUUCUGCAUCAGCCCCGAAGACCUGCAGCAUCGAGCGUGUCCUGCGGAAAACAGGGAGGUUCCAGAAAUGGCUGCAGGCCAAGCGCCUCACGCCAGGCCUGGUGCAGGGCCUGCCCAGCCCCCUCCUGCGCUGCCCGUCGCAGCGACUGCUGGACCGCGUGGUCCGACGCUAUGCUGAGGUGGCCGACGCCGGCAGCAUCUUCAUGGACCACUUCACCGACCGCGACAAGCUGCGCCUGCUCUACACGCUGGCUGUCAACACGCACCCCAUCCUCCUACAGAUCUUCCCUGGGGCCGAGGGAUGGCCACUGCCCAAGUACCUGGGCUCCUGUGGCAGGGUCCUCGUCAGCACCAGCACCAGACCCCUGCAGGAGUUCUACGGCGCAGCCCCAGACCAGGCAGCCGACCUCGCCUACCAGCUCCUUGGCGUCCUGGAGUCUCUGAGGAGCAACGAUUUGAACUAUUUCUUUUACUUCACCCAUGUCGACGCAGGCAUGUUUGGCAUCUUUAACAACGGGCAUCUGUUCAUCCGGGAUGCCAGCGCACUGGGAGUCAUCGACAAGCAGGAAGGCAGCCAGGCAGCCUCCGGGGCAGUUGAGAAUAAAGACAUCUUUAGCUGCCUUGUGUCUGGCUGCCAGGCCCAGCCGCCCUCCUGCGACACCAUCCCUGAGAAGCAGAGCCUGGUGCUGGUGUGUCGGCAGUUGCUGCCUCGACUUCUCCAGGGGAGGUUCCCCUCCCCGGUGCAAGAGGAGAUAAACUCUGCUCUCACUCAGUGCGGGGAUGACGUCCGCCCAGACCCCGAGGUCCUCAGGGCCGCCAGCAGGCUGAAGGCUAUCUUGAGGCCCCUGCGAACCUGUGAUCCCAGAUUUGCCUACCGCUACCCGGACUGCAAGUAUAAUGAUAAGUUCUGAGGGGCUGGAGCUGACUGGCCUCAGGGGACAACAAGCUUGGCUCUCCGUUCCCCUAGUCAGGUUGCUGCAAGCUCCAUUUUAAACAUUAGGAGAAAAGCAUUUUCCUUUCCCAGGGACUGAGGAACAUGGGAACUACCAGAGGGGAGCUGUGUGAUAUGGCAUGAUUGCUCCCGCUGGCUGGGACAUUCCAGCAGAGCCCAAGUGUAGGCAGCAGAAGACCCAGGUGUGGACACAGGCUUGGUGCCUUUUAGCCUCAGUGGCCUCUGUUUACCAGACUCUCCUGAGGGUGGAAGAAGAGAGAGUUGUGAGGGGCUUGGGACACAUUCUCACCACCUCCAGCCCAGGUGGCUACAAAGUAUGUUCUAGAAGCUCACACUAAAUGAGUGAUUAUUUUAUUAGGGGAAACGCCAUGUGAAAGGAAAGAGGGAGGGAGCCAGAGAAUGCUGGGAGAGAAAUUCAAAAGGUCGUCGGGCUGUCCUUGAGGCAAAGCCGGCCGUGAAUGGACCCCCAGUAGUCCCCCUGCUGCACUCAGGAGCAACAGCUCCUGGGAAGCCUGGCCUCGGCCCACCUGCAGAGAUAGAUUUCAAAGCACAGCAGCUGGAUCAGUUCCAUCCUUAUAGAGCAGGAAGUCUGAGGGGAAGAACAUUCUUGUAGCCACAGCUGGGGACCGGGCCAGCUUUCUCUAUGCUGCAUGCUCCAGUGCAGACUCUAAGGAG
Molecule: messenger RNA, 2185 nt
Organism: Cynocephalus volans (Philippine flying lemur)
Lineage: Eukaryota; Metazoa; Chordata; Mammalia; Dermoptera; Cynocephalidae
Gene: DIPK2B
Product: divergent protein kinase domain 2B
Exons: 5
Coding region: 165-1469 (434 amino acids)
Source: RefSeq, a predicted model, not a curated record